AUAUAAUCAAUAUUUUUUAUUUAAUGAUUAUUUUUUAAUAAAAUAAAAUUAGUUAAUUCAUAUAUUAGAAUAAUCAUUCAUAUUACAAUCUAGGCUAGUUCAUGAGUGUUGUGUGAUCCGAAGAUUUCGCCUAGAAUGAAAGGUAAGUUCUAUCGAUCCGUAGUCAGACCUGCUAUGUUAUAUGGGGCAGAGUGUUGGGCGGUUAAGAAGACUCAUGUGCGUCGUCUGCAUGCGGCAGAGAUGUGGAUGUUACGAUGGAUGUGUGGGAAGACAAGGUUGGAUAGGAUUUCAAACGAAGUUAUCCGACGUCAGGUAGGCAUGGCAUCGGUGGAAGAUAAGUUGCGGGAAGCGAGGUUGAGAUGGUUUGGCCAUGCGAGACGGCGGGAUGCUGACGCCCCUGUACGGAGAUGCGAGAGGAUUACAGUUAUCGGGGGAAGUAGGGGAAGGGGUAGACCUAGGAAGAAUUGGAAGGAGGUGAUUAGGCAGGAUUUAGGACUUCUCGACCUGACUAAGGAUAUGGCCCUAGAUAAGAACCUUUGGAAAACUAGGAUUAGAGUAGCUGGAUAGGAGCUCGGUGUUGUAGAGGUGGAGCCGGGGGUCUCUUGGAAACAGCCUCCCUACUUCCGAGUAGGGGCAAGUCAUUGAUCGUAUGACUACUGAUUAUCUGAUUCUCCAAAUAGGCACUGUCUGUUGCAGGCUUAUCUAUGUCCAGAACAGUAGAGGGUGUCCAGCGAAGCAGAGCUGACAUGGUCAUUGCAGUUCUCAUGAAGCAGGCUGGCCUCAAGCUACAAGAGAAUGGCGUGUUUCUUAAUGUCAUCAGUGGAUUUAAACUAACGGAGACUGCUGGGGAUCUUGCUAUAGCAGCAGCCAUUUGCAGCAGUUUUUUGGAAUGUCCGGUACCGGUUGGCUCUGUGUUUAUUGGAGAAAUUGGCCUCGGCGGUGAACUUCGGACGGUCCCAUUAAUGGACAAAAGGGUGAAUACAGUGGCAAAACUGGGAUACAAAAAAUGUAUUGUGCCCAAUUCCGCUGCAAAGUCCUUGACAAAGCUAGAGGUUGGUGACAUGGAAAUUGUGGGUUGCAGAAAUCUCAAAGAGAUGAUUAAUCUAGUUUUUUCAUAGGUGUGUGUGAUGCUAUGUGGCACCCGGAUACGGGAUUGAGUACUCAUUAAAAUUCUGUGAGUUUUGUUUGUCAUCCAAGUAUCCGGAUUCCGGAGUGUUUUGGGAAUGAGAAACAACUUGAAGAGAGUAUAUAGGCCUAAAAUAAGACAUGGCAACCCGAUUGAUCGGAUCGGUUCCAGUUU
Messenger RNA from Cuscuta campestris, 1300 nucleotides. NCBI's taxonomy places the organism in Eukaryota, Viridiplantae, Streptophyta, Magnoliopsida, Solanales, Convolvulaceae. The record is from the annotation of a GenBank genome assembly.